This is a messenger RNA of Emiliania huxleyi CCMP1516, 159 nucleotides long. RefSeq lists its product as hypothetical. The record is from RefSeq and is a predicted model, not a curated record. Lineage: Eukaryota; Haptophyta; Isochrysidales; Noelaerhabdaceae. The annotation marks the transcript as partial. The transcript has a single exon.
UAUGAGGCGCUCGAGGUCCAGGCGAACGCGACGCUCGACGACAUCAAAAAAGCAUACCGCAAGCUCGCGCUGGUGCUGCACCCGGAUCGCAACGGCGGCGAGGAGGCGCGCUGUCCCCCGGCCCCGCGUCGCAAGCGCAGCCGGCUGCUCCUCGCGUGA